GCCCGGGGGCGGUCCGGCCCAGCCGGCGAUGGCGCAUAAAGCCGCUGGCCACCUGCUGGGCUUCUCCUUGGAGCGCCGCCGUCCGGGCCCCGCCGUGCCGCUGCGGCCCGCGUUCCCGGAGUGCCGGCCUCUGUCGCGUCCGUCGCGGUCCCCGUCCCCCGCCAGGCGCCGAGCCCUGCGAGCUCCGGGCGGGCACCAGGGCGCGCAGGCAUGGGCGGCCACGCCAAAGCGCGCGGGGCGGCCGCGGCGCUGGGCGUCCUGGGGCUGCUGUGCGCCGUGCUGGGCGCCGUCAUGAUCGCGCUGUUGCCCUCGCUCAUCGAGCAGCAGGUCCUCAAGAACGUGCGCAUCCACCCCAGCAGCCUGUCCUUCAACAUGUGGAAGGACAUCCCCGUCCCCUUCUACCUGUCCGUCUACUUCUUCAACGUCCUCAACCCCGACGAGGUCCUGAAGGGCGAGAAGCCGCAGGUGCAGGAGCUGGGGCCCUACGUGUACAGGGAGUUCCGGCACAAGACCAACAUCACUUUCCACGACAACGACACGGUGUCCUUCCUCGAGUACCGCUCCUACCAGUUCCAGCCCGCCAAGUCCCGCGGCUCGGAGAGCGACUACGUCGUCGUACCCAACAUCCUGGUCAUGAGUGCCUCGAUGAUGAUGGAGGACAGGCCCAUGAGCCUGAAGCUGAUGAUGACCUUGGCCUUCACCACCAUGGGCCAGCGCGCCUUCAUGAACCGCACCGUCGGCGAGAUCAUGUGGGGCUACGACGACCCCCUCAUGAGCCUCAUCAAUAAGUACUUCCCGGGCAUGUUCCCCUUCAGCGGCAAGUUCGGGUUAUUUGCCGAGCUCAACAACUCCGACUCCGGGCUCUUCACCGUGUUCACGGGGGUCAAGAACUUCAGCAGGAUCCACCUCGUGGACAAAUGGAACGGACUCAGCAAGGUCAGCUUCUGGCACUCCGACCAGUGCAACAUGAUCAACGGGACGGCCGGGCAGAUGUGGCCGCCGUUCAUGACGCCCGAGUCCUCGCUGGAAUUCUACAGCCCCGACGCCUGCCGGUCCAUGAAGCUCAUCUACAAGGAGUCGGGGGUAUUUGAGGGCAUCCCCACCUACCGCUUCGUGGCCCCCAAAACCCUGUUUGCCAACGGGUCUGACUACCCGCCCAACGAGGGCUUCUGCCCGUGCAUGGAGUCCGGCAUCCAGAACGUGAGCACCUGCAGGUUCAAUGCCCCCUUGUUUCUCUCCCAUCCUCACUUCUACGACGGCGACCCGGUCCUGGCAGAAGCAGUGACGGGCCUGCACCCUAACCAAGAAGAACAUUCCUUGUUCCUGGACAUCCACCCGGUCACUGGGGUCCCCAUGAACUGCUCCGUGAAGAUGCAGCUGAACCUCUACAUCAAGGCUGUCAAAGGCAUCGGACAAACGGGGAGCAUCGAGCCGGUGGUCCUGCCGCUGCUGUGGUUUGGAGAGAGCGGGGCCAUGGAGGGCGAGACGCUGCGCUCCUUCUACACGCAGCUGGUGCUGUUGCCCAAGGUGCUGCACUACGCGCAGUACGUGCUCCUCGGCCUGGGCUGCGUGCUGCUGCUCGUCCCCGUCGUCUACCAGGUCCGGAGCCAGGGUCCCAAGGAUGGCGGGAGGCGGCCGAGCCUGGCCGCCGGGCCGGAGCAGCCCCCCAGCCCCCACACCCCGCUCCUGCAGGACGCUCUCCAGGGGCAGCCCGCCAGCCCCCAGGCCUGAGCCCCGCUGGCCGCGCCCGCGCGCACCUGCACAGGUGUGUGCGACACUCUCAGGGACGGAGCUGCUGCUGAGGGGACUCGGGGAGAGGCUCUCGCCAACAAGCACUGUACUGGAACCUUCUUUCCACGUGACCCCCGGCCUGACCACGGGUGCCGUGGGCCCUGCGUCCCCUCCCUUGGGAGAGCCGGGCCGUUAGCCACCGGGCCUGGGCUCGACGACUCCUGCCACCUCUCGGGGUUUCCCUUCCCACCAAGACAGAGCCCUGCAGCCCUGGCCUGGUGGUGGCUCGCCCACCGGGACGGGCCCCUCACUCCCGGGGUCGGGCGCUGUCCUGGAGGCCCGGGCUGGGCGGGCAGGGGCCUGGCACUCAGCGAGCUCCAGCCACGGCCUGCCCGCCUGGGCCCGGGAUGCCCCGGGCAGCUGCUCCCACGGCCUCCGCACCUCUGCCGGGCCUGGGGUGCCCUGAGGUCCGCACGGGCCCUGGGUCUGAUGUCAGAGCCCUUUUCCACCAGCCUAAACCGACACGGUCCUGGACACUGAGCCGGCCGCUCCCUGGCUGAGGGGGCAGCAAGCUGUGCCCCGGGCUGCCCCGGCCAGGGUCCCUCAGAUUUUAGGUGCCAGCGUGGAGGUGGGGAGGCCUUGGGGGCCGUGGGUGGGGUGUCUCCCCUGGGGUGGGGGGCGACCCGCUGCCCUGCGCUCCUGGAUCCUGGGGCAAGCCCCUGCUGCCCGUCUCUACUGGAAGAGAAAUGAAUUUUAUCAUCUUUUCAAAAUGAUUCACUAUUAAAAUAAUAAACCUUUAAAAAAAAGA
Lemur catta (Ring-tailed lemur) is the source of this 2539-nucleotide messenger RNA. It is a transcript of the gene SCARB1, whose product is annotated as scavenger receptor class B member 1. Gene Ontology annotation, cellular component: caveola; cytoplasm. The transcript has 12 exons. Lineage: Eukaryota; Metazoa; Chordata; Mammalia; Primates; Lemuridae. Gene Ontology annotation, molecular function: lipid binding; low-density lipoprotein particle binding; scavenger receptor activity. The record is from RefSeq and is a predicted model, not a curated record. The coding region runs from base 211 to 1731 and encodes 506 amino acids. Gene Ontology annotation, biological process: recognition of apoptotic cell; plasma lipoprotein particle clearance; cholesterol efflux.